Messenger RNA from Durio zibethinus, 2005 nucleotides. Its product is annotated as cytochrome P450 81Q32-like. Gene Ontology annotation, molecular function: iron ion binding; monooxygenase activity; heme binding. The record is from RefSeq and is a predicted model, not a curated record. NCBI's taxonomy places the organism in Eukaryota, Viridiplantae, Streptophyta, Magnoliopsida, Malvales, Malvaceae.
GGCUAGGAUAGUUGUUGGAUCACUAGAAGAAUCAAGGCCUAAGUAACAAAUUGGCACUCUUAACAGUUCAAAAAUUUAUAGCAGAUAGCCUAUUGUUGGAGGGAUUUAAUUGGAACAAUAGCUUGUCCUCGACGAAUUUACCAAAUGGAUUAUCGUUCAUUAAAAGAAGGCCAAAUGAUUUCCGGUAAAUCUGUAUCAUUUGGCAGAUUUUCUUCAUGCGGCUCAGGUAGAAAUGCUCAUGAGUACAGAAAGUGACGGAUACUAUAGUUUUUUCGAUAGAAGACAGCUGCUUGAGUUUGCAUUAAAUUAAUAUUACACAUAAGAUUAAUUAUUAUCUCGUUGAUUCGCAUCAGCAGUUCCCAAUGGGCGUUAUUGUAUAAAUGAUUCUAUCAGGUUCAGGAAUGGAUCCCCCAAGUUCAAGCCCUUUCUCCCGUGAAAGCAUCGAUCUGAUCUAUCUAUGGAAGACUCGCUCGUCCACUACGUUGUCUUCUUCCUCUUCCUGUACUUUCUUACCAAAAGGUUGCUAAAAAAUAAAGGACUCCCACCAAGCCCUGCUCUGUCCCUUCCUAUCAUAGGCCAUCUCCAUCUCAUCAGAAAACCACUCCAUAGCACCCUUGCCAAGCUAUCCAAGCAACACGGUCCUAUACUCUUCAUUCAGUUCGGAUCUCGUCCUGUCCUUGUCGUGUCUUCUCCUUCUGCUGCAGAAGAAUGUUUCACCAAAAAUGAUGUCGUAUUUGCAAACCGCCCUCGUUUGCUUACUGGGAAACACCUUGGUUACGAUUAUACUACACUUCCCUGGGCCCCAUAUGGCGAUCACUGGAGAAACUUGAGGCGUGUGGCCUCUAUAGAACUCUUGUCAUCUAAUCGCGUGCAAAAGUAUUUUUGGAUACGUAUGGAUGAAGUCAAGUUUUUAAUUCUCAGGUUAUAUAGGAGUUCAAAGGGCGGUGAGUUUCAGGUUGUGGAGAUGAAAUCAAUAUUUUUUGAGUUAACUCUUAAUGUUUUGAUGAGGAUGAUUGCUGGGAAAAGGUAUUAUGGAGAAGGAGAGGAAAUAUUGGAGGAAGAAAGAAAUUUCAAAGAAAUGGUGACAGAGACUUUUGAAUUGAGUGGAGCCACAAAUUUUGGAGAUUUUCUUCCCGUUUUAAAGUGGGUUGGAUUGAGUAAAAUUGAGAAGAAGCUGGCAAAAUUAAAGAGGAAGAGGGACGGAUUCAUGCAAAAUUUGAUUGAAGAACGCAGAAAAUUGAUAAGUGAUUCAUGUUCUGAACAAAACAGCAAGACAAUGGUUGAUGUUCUAUUAUCUUUGCAAGAAACCGAUCCUGAAUAUUAUACGGAUGAUAUCAUCCGAGGCAUGAUGCAAGUACUGUUAUCAGCUGGAACUGAUACGUCAGCUGGGACCAUGGAAUGGGCGUUAUCACUUUUGCUAAACAAUCCAAAAACCCUUGUAAAAGCCCGGGAAGAAAUAGACGUGGAGGUUGGGCAAAGCAGGCUAAUCGAGGAAUCAGAUCUUGGCAAACUCCCAUACUUCCAUGCCAUCACAAACGAGACAUUUAGGAUGUACCCAGCUGGCCCACUUUUGGCACCGCACGAGUCAUCCGAGGAAUGCACCGUGGGGGGUUUCUCUAUUCCCCGUGGCACAAUGCUGUUGGUAAAAAUUUGGGCCAUGCAGAACGAUCCUGGAUUAUGGGAGAAGCCCACUGAAUUUAAACACGAUAGGUUCCUAGGACCAGAGGCGGUAAAGAAUGGGUUCACGUUUUUGCCAUUUGGGACAGGCAGGAGGAGGUGUCCAGGGGAGAACUUGGCAAUGGGUUUGAUUCCAUUGGCAUUGGGGUCUCUGAUUCAGUUCUUUGAGUGGGAGAGAAUCAGUGAGGAGAUGGUGGAUAUGAGUGAAGGGAAUGGGCUCACCAUGCCCAAGGCUCAGCCCUUGGUUGCUAAGUGUAGGCCGCGGCCAGUCAUGAUAAACUUCCUGACUCAACUUUAAGUAACUUAUUAUUUUUGAGUCCAUGGAUGU